Messenger RNA from Lachancea meyersii CBS 8951, 2439 nucleotides. NCBI's taxonomy places the organism in Eukaryota, Fungi, Ascomycota, Saccharomycetes, Saccharomycetales, Saccharomycetaceae. The record is from the annotation of a GenBank genome assembly.
AUGCGUCUCUUCGUUGCAGUGCUGUUCAUGCUGAACUUGGUUCACCAGGUCACUGCCAAGAGAAAACUGAGCGCUUCCUCUUUGGUGACGUGCAUGGAAAACUCGCAACUAGCUGCCACUUCUUUCUCGGUGACCUUUGAUCCCGAUAGCCGAGCCCUCCACUACUCAUUGGACAUGACCACCGAAAUCAGCUCGUAUAUUAAUGCAGAGGUCGAGGUAUGGGCGUACGGUUUCAAGAUCAUCACCAGGUCCUUGGAUCUGUGCUCGCUGAGCUGGAAGCAGUUCUGCCCCCUCAAUCCCGGAAACGUGCAGGUUGAAUCCAUCGAGUACAUUUCCGCCGAUUUGGUCAAACAGAUUCCCGGAAUUGCCUAUCAAGUUCCGGAUAUCGACGCUUUUGUUCGUGUGAAGAUUUACCCCCGUGGAAACAGUCAAGAUACUUUGGCUUGUAUCCAGGCCUUUUUCUCAAACGGUAAAACCGUCGCGCAAACCGGAGUCAAGUGGGCCACCGCAGUCAUCGCUGGUAUCGGUCUUUUGUGUUCUGCCGUCUUGUCAACAUUUGGAAACUCAAACGCCGCGUCUCACAUCUCGGCUAACACCAUGUCGCUUUUCUUGUAUUUCCAGUCUGUCGUUGUUGUGUCCAUGCAACACGUCCACCGGGUUCCGCCAAUUGCUGCGGCGUGGUCCGAAAAUCUAAUUUGGUCAAUGGGUUUGAUCCAUAUCAACUUCAUGCAGAAGAUCUUUAGAUGGUUUGUUCAGUCGACAGGUGGCACCCCGUCUCUGUACUUGACUUCGAAAACCAUCUCUGUUUUGGUUCAAAGAAGUUAUGAUGUUCUUGAUAACUAUCCUUUGUUGAAGCGCGCGGCGGAUGUGCUGUACGGCAACUCGACCGUGAUGAUCCAGAGAGGGAUUAAAAGACUCGCUUUCCAGUCUCAUAUCGAAAAUACCUCCGUGGUUUGCACCGGUUUUACUUUUUUCGUUCUCUGUGGUUAUUUCCUUGCUGGGUUUAUAAUAGCCUCCAAGUAUGCCAUUGAUCUUUGCAUAAAAGCUGGCUGGAUGAACAACAGUAGGUUUACGGCGUUUAGACAAAAUUGGAGAGUCGUUUUGAAGGGAUCGUUGUUGCGUUACACCUACAUUGGAUUUACGCAACUAACAUUGUUGAGUUUUUGGGAGUUCACGCAAAACGACUCACCUGCUGUCAUCGUCAUUGCCGUCUUGUUUUUGAUCCAGGCUUUGGGUUUGAUGAUUUGGGCAGCGUACAGAACCAUAUCUUUCGCCAAGCUCUCUGUUCAGCAAAGAAAAAAUCCAGCCGCAUUGUUGUACGGAGAUCAGCGUAUUUUGGACAAAUACGGAUUCUUUUACACGAUGUUCAGUGCUAAACACUACUGGUGGAACUGUGUCAUAUUGACCUACAUUCUUCUGAAGACCAUUUUCAUAUCCUUUUGCCAGGCUUCAGGGAAAACGCAGGCAUUGGCCAUUUUCAUCUUUGACUUGGCUUACAUGAUUGUUCUCAUUGUCUUCCAGCCCUACUUCGAUCGUCCCACAAAUAUUGUGAACAUUUUGAUAACUACAGUGACAACGGUCAAUUCAUUUUUGUUCUUAUUCUUUUCUGAUUUGUUUGGACAGCCUGGUAGAGUGUCGUCGAUUAUGGGAUGGAUCUUCUUUAUUAUGAACGCCGCAUUCUCCUUGAUUCUUUUGGUGCUGAUUCUCAUCUUCGUUAUCAUGGUAGUGUGCUCUAACAAUCCUGACUUGAGGUUCAAACCAGCCAAAGACGAUAGAACGUCAUUUCAGAGAGCUUCCGGUAGCCACGGAAAAAUCAAUAAAUCCGUCGCUGCAGAAUUAAUGGCACUGGGAAAUACUGCCAAGAAUCAUGAUGAAAACUGGGAAGAUGAGCUUUAUACUCAGCAGAAACUUCAAAAAGACCGUAGUUUAUCAGGGUUGGAUAUUGCAGACGAAAAGCUAAAUGGCACACAAUCUUCACCGGAAGAUAAUGAGGAAGUAUACCCAUCACUGGCAGAACGUUUGAAGCGCAAAUUUUCCUUUAAGAGAACAAAAUCAACCUCGAGGGCUAGAGCGGAGCAAGAGGAAGAAUUCAUCAAUUCAGACAAUGCCGUCACGUCUCUUUCCCGUGAGCCUUCAGACUCUUCUAAUCCUGUAAUAAAGAGAGAUUACCCCGGGAUCCAUAGUCGUCAAGAGUCAGAUUCAAAUAACGGCCUCAUGCAUUCCUAUAAAGUUGCUGAGAAUGAAAAAUUAGCAACCCAGCCCGAGGACGACCAUCCUCUAGUUAUGGCCAACUUGGACCAGGCACCGGACAUCAGCAGGAAAGAAGAGCUUGCCAGAGAUGAGAGCAUGGACUCUGUCAAUGCAGCCACACAGCCAAAUGCCACGUCGUCAACUGAUCUUUUUACGCACAAUAACGAUUCUUACUAUGGAAGGUUAUGA